Molecule: messenger RNA, 2665 nt
Organism: Argentina anserina (silverweed cinquefoil)
Lineage: Eukaryota; Viridiplantae; Streptophyta; Magnoliopsida; Rosales; Rosaceae
Product: serine/threonine protein phosphatase 2A 55 kDa regulatory subunit B beta isoform-like
Exons: 14
Coding region: 265-1788 (507 amino acids)
Cellular component (GO): cytosol; protein phosphatase type 2A complex
Molecular function (GO): protein phosphatase regulator activity; protein binding
Source: RefSeq, a predicted model, not a curated record
GGGAUCAGAGAGAGAGAGAGAGAGAGAGAGAGAGAGAGAGAGUGGAAAUUCCAAUCCGUACGCGUCAGGCUUGGAAUGGAAGAAGAACAAGGAAGAGACACUCUUGCAUUGAAGAUUGCUCCCUAAAUCCAUCCACCGUGAGAUUCACGCUACAAUCCCCCCCCCUCUUCCCCUGACUUUUCACCGUUUUCAGAUCGACGGCGCAUGAUUGAUUUCUGAUUUUCACGAUUCGGCCAAUUCGACUGUGGUAGCGGUGGUGGAGAAAUGAACGGCGGCGGAGAGGAGCGCGCGGCGACGCCGCUCGACUGGAAGUUUUCUCAGGUUUUCGGAGAACGCACUGCCGGCGAGGAAGUACAGGAAGUUGAUAUAAUAUCUGCAAUAGAAUUCGAUAGAACCGGAGACCACCUCGCCACUGGAGAUCGUGGAGGGCGAGUGGUAUUAUUUGAAAGGACUGAUGCCAGGGAGAAUGGCGCACAACGGAUAGAUCUGGAGAGAAUGGAUUAUACCAUGAGUAAGCAUCCUGAGUUUCGAUACAAAACUGAGUUUCAGAGUCAUGAACCUGAGUUUGAUUAUCUAAAGAGCUUGGAAAUCGAGGAAAAAAUCAAUAAAAUUCGAUGGUGUCAGACAGCUAAUGGUGCACUGUUCCUUCUCUCGACUAAUGACAAAACCAUCAAAUUCUGGAAGGUCCGAGAGAAGAAGGUAAAGAAAUUAUCUGAGAUGAAUGUGGAUCAGUCUAAAUCUCUGAGCAAUGGUCCAGUUGUUGACAAUACGCCAGAAAUUUCAAAACCGUAUCUUGCAAAUGGAGUAUGCAAAGAUAAAGGAUUUCCAAGCAAUGAUAUUUCAAUUCCAUCAGGAUGUUUCCCAUCUCUGCGAAUGCCUGUGGUAGUGACCAGUCUUGAGACGAGUCUUCUGGCGAGAUGUCGAAGAGUCUAUGCCCAUGCCCACGAUUAUCAUAUUAAUUCCAUUUCAAAUAACAGUGAUGGUGAAACUUUUAUAUCGGCCGAUGAUUUGCGUAUUAACCUAUGGAACUUGGAGAUCAGCAGUCAAAGUUUUAAUAUUGUUGAUGUAAAACCAACAAACAUGGAAGAUCUAACUGAGGUGAUAACUUCAGCAGAAUUCCACCCUACUCACUGUAACACGUUGGCAUACAGUAGCUCAAAAGGCUCAAUUCGUCUUAUUGAUCUGCGGCAGUCAGCUUUAUGUGACAAUCAUAGCAAAUUGUUUGAAGAACAAGAAGCACCCGGUUCAAGAUCAUUUUUUACUGAGAUAAUAGCCUCAAUUUCAGAUAUCAAGUUUGCUAAGAAUGGAAGACAUAUGCUUAGUCGUGAUUAUAUGACUCUCAAGCUGUGGGACAUCAAUAUGGAUUCUGGCCCAGUGGCGAGUUAUCAGGUUCAUGAAUAUCUAAGACCUAAGCUGUGUGAUUUGUAUGAGAAUGAUUCUAUCUUUGAUAAAUUUGAGUGCUGUCUAAGUGGAGAUGGAGCUAGAGUGGCAACAGGGUCUUACAGCAAUCUGUUUCGAGUCUUUGGAUGUUCUGAAGGGAGCACAGAGGCAACGACAUUAGAAGCCAGCAAAAAUCCUAUGAGGAGACAAGUCCAAACACCAUCCAGGCCUGCUAGAUCUUUGGGAAAUCUUCCCCGUGUUCUGAGGCGAGGCGCAGAUAACUCUGGGGCUGAUGCAAAUGGAAAUGGAUUUGAUUUCACGACAAAGUUGCUACAUCUUGCAUGGCAUCCUACUGAGAAUUCACUUGCUUGUGCUGCUUCAAAUAGCCUUUACAUGUAUUAUGCGUAAAAAUGGUAUGGGGAGUUGUACUUAUUGGCGAGCACGGUCUUCUGAUUGCUAUUGACAAAGGCUGACAAAGGUUGACAAAGGUUGCUUUCCCUUCUUUCCCAGCUAGUGAUGUGGAGCUGCACCCUUACUUAUAACAUCUGCAAACCAUUACCUAAUUGUGCGACAUCAGAAAACCUUUCUGUUGAUACAAAAAAUUUCAAGAAGAAAUAGUCUCUCAAACUAGGUGGACACUGCUGUUAAUGCGAUAUCAUAAAGCCGAUGGUUUGUCCAAAUUGUGUAUCGUUAGUGGAAGAGAUGUGACAUUAGCUCAUCUGCCUACUGUGAAAAAGCACCGGGUUGAUAUUUUGUUGCUACAGUGGAAAGCAAUCAGGUCCUAUAGUGAAGCUAUGAUGGUUGUGUUGCAUCAAUGUCUCAUUGAUACCUUGGCCCCCAAUCUGUAUUAUUUAAAUUAGAGUAAAAAAAAGGCUUGUGAAUUUCAUCCUCGUUUUUUCUCCUAACCAUUCUUUCCCCUUUCAGAAUCUGCUGAUUUUCUGAUAUCUUUAGCAAGUAUUCCACCUUUGGAUUGAAGCCCCCCAUGCAAGACAUUGUUUCAGCAGUUUCACUUGGAUUAGCAGUUGUGUGGGUCUCAAUUUAUCUGGUUUUUCUGGUGUUAUUGUUUAGGUUAUGUUUCUACUGUACUCAACUGAUCAUCUUCAUAAAAAAGAAGUGUCAGAGAAUAUUGAAUCAUCAAGUAACAGAAUAUUACUUUUGUUGAAUUAGGUUGCUUUGCUUAUGUAGAUUUGUGCUGAAAGUAGGACUCCUCGAGUCCUUGUGGCUAGGAACUGUAACCAAUCUUUUGUUUUUCCCUUUUACUAUUUAUAAAGUACAAUUUAGUAAA